Messenger RNA from Schistosoma margrebowiei, 4127 nucleotides. Lineage: Eukaryota; Metazoa; Platyhelminthes; Trematoda; Strigeidida; Schistosomatidae. The record is from the annotation of a GenBank genome assembly.
GCUUAACCUUGACUUAAAUAAAGACAAUUCAAAACACUAGCAACUGGGGUCUCAACAUGACUAGUUGGCGUAGUUUGAUAGAUGAAGCUUUAUCAGACGAGGGGGUCAUUGAUAAAAUAAAGUCCUCUAUUCAUAAUAAGGACGCUGGUAUGACUAAGUUAACAAAGUUUGAGCUACUGGAAAUGCUAAGGUCUAAGGGUGUAAUUGACAUGCUGGUUUCUAAAAUAAAGUCUAAAGAACAGUCCAAGAUUUUCUCCAGAGGUCAUGAUAGUUCCGUGGGUACAUACGAAGGUUCUAAAACAUGUGUGUCAAUCAAUACGAGUUCCACUGCAGUAUUAGUAGUGGAGGUUCUGCAGGGGAGAGCGUUUACGAGUCACCUUCAGACAUAUGAAGACAUGGAAAUUGAGGAAUCUAAGUGCUCCGACAUCAGUUUGCAACUACAUAUUGCUUGCAAGGAUUGUAGAUUUUCCAGCAAAUUAUUCCAGUGCACAACGGAGCCUAUUGUCAAUCAGAUAUUUUGUUUUGAGCUUAUUUCUGGAAACCUUAGCAAGGGACGAGAUGUAAGUAUAAAUAUAAAAAAUCUGUUGUCCUGUUUUUGAGGCUGGUGCGGAUAGUGUCGUUGGCUAUUGGAGAUCUCUGAGGUAUAUGUUUUACAAAGGCAUAUAGUUCAUAGAAUUUGAGAAUUUGUUCCCGAAAUAUAUUUGUGAGUGAUAUAUUCACCCAUCUAUAUCAAUUUUAUGUAUCAGCCGCUCAGAUGGAAUAGGCUCGUCUACUUAACAGUCUGCUUAACCUAUAAAUUAAACUCUCAAAUACAUAUACAGUUAAUAAAGACGUAAAAAAGAAAGUCGUGAUGAAAAAUGCAUUUAAUUUCUUUUGGUUUGCUCUUAAUGUAUCCUUAGAAGAAGCUGUUACUAUGUUUUGGGGCUAGAACCUCCAUAUAUAUAUAUUAUUAUGUUUCAAAGUUUGUAGUCAUCACUUUAGUGAAUAAUAAGCCCUACAAAAAGAAAUUAUUAGUAGGCAUUCAUUGUCAAUAAUCGACUUUUUUAUUUUAAAAUGCUGGACUUUCUGACAGCUCUUUUUCGACUUCUAGAUCAUUCUUUAUGUGACUGGCCUAGUAUUCUCAUGUUGUUUAUUUUGACCAUCACCGUCUUUAGUCUUCAGCGAUAGGAGUAGCAGCUUAAGCGAAUAUUGUUAUUACUCGAAAUUUGCAGUACUAUUAAGACUGAGUGUUAGCCGAUAACAUUUCCUGGUGAAGAAUCCCAAAACUCCACCAAUUGAUACGAUAAAUGACUUCAGUAUUAAACUUGCUGGGGAAACCAGUUUUUGAGAAAAAAUAGUUACGACAGAGUAAUACGAACAUCACCGUUAUCUUGUGUUAUUUGACUUUUUAGUACAGUCUUUGAAGGAACUUAGCACAAGUGUCGCACUCUCGUUAUACAAAGGAGUACCUUAGUUAGAUAAGAAGUGCUUUGGGGCUUUUAAAUCUUGACGUAGUGUUGAAACAAGAUAUAAACUGUAUUUUAGCAAAUAGAAAACGUUCUCUGGUGUCUGUAUGAUAGGCGAAUUCCCUCACAUUUUAAUAUUAUCUGCGUACAACGAAAACAAAAGUCCCAUGUGAGAAGCAAAGUUGCUUAAACGAAUAAAAACAGUGCUUCACUCAUACGUAUUGCGUGAGAAAAUUUGAUUAACAUUACUUUUCAGUUAAAAAAUUCGAAUUUUAACAUUUCUGGUUACCAGCCCAAAAGAUUUCGGGAAAUCAAGUAAAACUAGAUAUAUUGCUAACCGGUAACAUCAGUAGCGAAAGAAAGCGAAACUAAUGCAAUCUAAAUACUUAUGGAAUAUAUAUAUGAAAUUCGAUGUUUAUCAGCAAUAUACAUGCUAUACUGUUUUCCUUAAGGUGACUCUUGAAAAUUUGCUGUUCGAUAAACCAGUUUCUUUUGUACAAAUCGUAAUCACAUCAAACGUAUUAUCAACUGGAAAACGAGGUUUGAUCUCAUCAACCUGCUUUGACUGGCGUCCAUAUUUCAUGGGCAAUUCUAAAUGUAAAGAAAUAAACUUAAACCACUGGACCAAUGACGUAUCCAUAGAACUACAAAGUACCGAUCCAGACUGUAAUGUACCUGCGGGUGUUCUUGAUUUACGUCUUUCUCUGAUAUGUCCUAAUGCAUCUAUCAAUACAAAAUGGUCUGAUCCAGUAAAGCAGACAUUUGAUUCAAAUGCAUCUGGUGUAAUUAAUCAUCAGACUUGUAAAUUAAGACAACUAUCACCCUCGCUUAUUCAAGCACAUUUUCAAUUAGAAUUAAAUCGAUCACUUGAAAGAGAAAAUACGUUCACUAAUUAUGUUCGUCAAUGGUGGCGUGAAUUAACACAAUUGCGUGAAGGAUUCUUUUCUGAACGUCUUAUUAAAAUAUUUGCAGCUGAUGAAAAUGGACGCACACAAUUUGUGUGUAACUUCGUAAAUCCACUCAGUGCAAGUCAUAUUCUUGAAACCCCAUAUAUAGCCGCACGCUUCGUUUCAAGUAUACCCUAUGAACCGUUUUACGGCGUCGGGGUUGGAAUAAAAGAACGUUGGUGUUCUGGACUGGCUUUUGUUUCUUCAAACUCUGGAGAUGUAGCAGAUCAUGCAAACCUUUUAUGUUCUCUACUAUUGGGUUAUGGAGUUGAAGCAUACGUUGCUUUAGGCACAAGUCAAUUCAAUAUGAAUAAGCAGCAAAUGACUACUUCCUCACAUUUAUAUGCAUGGGUUGUUGUUUGUUCUGACGAUUAUCAACGAAUCACAUUUUGGGAUAGUAUAACUGGUCGUUGUUAUAUUCAUACAACUGGUGGUUGCGAACAAAAAAUCUAUCCUUCUCCAUUCUAUACCAUUGGAUGUUUAUACAAUAACAGUUCAUUUUAUGCCAAUAUUCAACCAACUGAUAAAGUAGUAAACUGUCUUUUUAAUUUAAAGAAUUCAUCUCAAUGGCGUCCUAUGUCAUUUGAAGUCAUUCAAACAGUACAUAAUUACUCAGGUUUAUACCUUAGAAAAUUGAAUCCUCCCAUUCAAUCUAUAGAUGAGAUUACUGUACAAUGUCAUGAAUCCUUACGUCGUUUAGCCGAUAGUUGGCGUAUGGAAAAAUUAAGAUGUAAUAAUCAUGUUACAUGGAAAUGGGAUAAUAAACUAGAACAAUUAUUAUUACCUUUGAUUGCUAAAUAUGAAGCCGAUAAAAAAUUUCUAUCAAAUUAUGAUGAUAAUGAUAACGUUGUACAAGUACAUGAGGUAUUAGAGAAUGAUUUGAUUAUGUCACCAAUUCAUCGUCAUAUACCUAAAGAUUUUACAUUCAAAUCUUAUCCAGUCCAGCUAUUCCAUUGUAAUCCUCAAAGAAUAUUACGAAGUUGUUUACGUUCCCAAUUAUGUCGGGAUAUACUAAGCUGUCGUGGUGAUCAUGUUCAACUUGCCUUAGGUUUACGCAUUAUUACAUAUGCUGAAAAUGCAAUGAUUACAUGGGUUAUAUUUGCAUGUUCAUAUAAAUCUGUAAUAUAAAUUCAAUCAUAACCCUUUUUCAAGAGAUGAUGAAUUAUUUGCUUGAAGUAACCAAUUUUUGAAAAGAUAUUUUGAUUCAUUUAAGACCUAAUAAUUUAUAAAUAUCUUUAUGUUCGUAUUUACAAUGAGUACUCAUGGUAAACCCUAUAGUUCGUUGUAAAAAACGCCCUUGUUCAUAAUGCACAUAUGAUUGUUAAUGGAUUGAUAAUUCUUUAUAUCCAUAAUGUUUUUUUUACACUUGAACUCCUGUGGUUAUACUAAUUUUUCUCCCAAUUGUUCAUAUCCGUUUAACUUGAGACUUUCUGAGGGGAAUGAAAGAUCAGUGUUUGAAUUUUUGUAAAUUAGUUUUUUUUCUUAAAAAUUUGGAACUCACCAAUUGUAAUUUGUAAUGAUUUGGAUUAUUCCGUUGUUGAUAUUUUGACUGAAAUCUGAUCAGUCUUGGUUGACAUGUAGAUCGCCUUGAUAUAGCCAUUAUGAUAUAAACUUAUUUACAGUAUACAAAAUGUGGCUGCGAGUCCCGGAGUGAACUUUAACUUAAAGAUGUCGGUAAACCCAGUUAUUUAUUUGCACAUCCUGAAUUUCACUACUAGUCACACUCCAUCUACCC